AUGGGAGAAGCGUGCAGGGACGCGGCGGCGGCGGGCCGGCAGCUGCGGCAGGACGAAGCGGGCGGCGGCGGCGGAGGGCGUCAUCACGCGGAGAAUGAGCUCGUCGGUGACUCGGCCGUCUCGACGAAGCUGUGCGAGGACGUGCCGGCGAUGCCAAUGAUGGCGCUCAACCACAUUUCACGCUUGUGCGAGUCCGUCGACGCCUCCGUCCGGUUCUACGUCAAGGCGCUCGGCUUCGUGCUCAUCCACCGCCCGCCGGCGCUCGACUUCUCCGGCGCAUGGCUCUUCAACUACGGCGUGGGGAUCCACCUCGUGCAGCGCGACGACGCGCGGAGGGCCCCCGACGUGAGGCCGGAGACGGAGCUGGACCCCAUGGACAACCACGUGUCGUUCCAGUGCGAGGACAUGGGGGCCAUGGAGCGGAGGCUCCAGGCGAUGCGCAUCCGGUACAUGAAGCGGACCAUCAACGAGGAGGAAGGGUCGCCCAUCGACCAGCUCUUCUUCAGGGACCCCGACGGCUUCAUGAUCGAGAUCUGCAACUGCGAGAACCUGGAGCUCGUCCCCACCGACGCGCUCGGCCGCCUCAGGCUGCCCCGCGACCGCCACAACCCGCCCGUGCGCAUGGGCGCCGGCGGCGCCGAGUAG
Messenger RNA from Miscanthus lutarioriparius, 645 nucleotides. The record is from the annotation of a GenBank genome assembly. Lineage: Eukaryota; Viridiplantae; Streptophyta; Magnoliopsida; Poales; Poaceae.